This is a messenger RNA of Solea senegalensis (Senegalese sole), 1982 nucleotides long. It is a transcript of the gene kat7b, whose product is annotated as K(lysine) acetyltransferase 7b. Gene Ontology annotation, molecular function: zinc ion binding; histone acetyltransferase activity. Gene Ontology annotation, biological process: regulation of DNA-templated transcription. The record is from RefSeq and is a predicted model, not a curated record. NCBI's taxonomy places the organism in Eukaryota, Metazoa, Chordata, Actinopteri, Pleuronectiformes, Soleidae. The transcript is spliced from 14 exons. The coding region runs from base 173 to 1843 and encodes 556 amino acids. Gene Ontology annotation, cellular component: nucleus.
AUGUGGCGCGCGAGAGAUCCCGGGCAACGCUGUGUACACACACAAACUUCUGCCUAAAACCAUGAAAAAUCAAUAAAUAGUUUAAUCUCCUGCUUUUAUUUCAAGUCUGGGAGCUUUUUCACUUUCGUUUGUUUCUUCAAAUUGCCCGGACGUAGCGUUCAUCAAGUCGAAAAUGCCCCGCAGACGACAGAGACACAUGCCAGGGAGUGGUUCAGAUGGAACUGAAGACUCGGACUCCUCCGCUGAAAGAGAGCAAACCAAUAGUUCAGAAAGCGAUGGAAACUUAAACAAGAGACAACGACUUACCAGAGCCUCCACGCGGCGUAGUCAAAGCUCUCAGGAUGCCUCGGACUUGAAACGAGCGGCGGACCACGACGAAUCUCCACCUUUGACGCCCACGGGUAAUGCCCCUUCCUCUGAAUCUGAGCUGGACAUCUCCAGCCCCAACGCCUCUCAUGAUGAGAGCCAGGCCAAAGACCAAGCCAACAGAGACUCGGACAAAGACCUCUCCCAUCGACCCAAGCGCCGCCGCUGUCACGAGACUUACAACUUUAACAUGAAAUGUCCAACGCCGGGGUGUAAUUCACUUGGUCACCUCACAGGGAAACACGAACGUCAUUUUGCCGUAUCAGGUUGUCCACUCUACCACAAUCUUUCCGCAGAUGAGUGCAAAGUGAAAGCCAUCAGCCGUGAGAAACAAGAAGAAGAGACAAAAGGACAAGAGGAGAACAACUCACGCCAUGCAACUCGUCACCAGACGCCAACAUCAAAACAGAGCAAAUACAAAGAGCAGGUGGCCGAGAUGAGGAAAGGAAGGAACUCUGGUCUGCAGAAGGAGCAGAAAGAAAAGCACAUGGAGCAUCGACAGACUCACAGCAACACCAGAGAACCUCUGCUGGAGAACAUCACCAGUGAAUAUGACCUGGAGCUUUUCAGGAAAGCUCAGGCUCGUGCUUCUGAAGACCUGCAGGAGAAGUUGCGCAUCCAGGGUCAGAUCACCGAGGGCAGCAACAUGAUCAAAACCAUCCUGUUCGGCCGCUACGAACUGGACACGUGGUACCACUCGCCUUAUCCCGAGGAGUACGCGCGCCUGGGUCGCCUCUACGUCUGCGAGUUCUGCCUCAAGUACAUGAAGAGUCAGACCAUCCUCAGGCGACACAUGGCAAAGUGUGUAUGGAAACAUCCUCCAGGAGACGAAGUUUACAGAAAAGGAGGCAUAUCUGUGUUUGAAGUGGACGGCAAAAAGAAUAAGAUCUACUGUCAGAACCUGUGUUUACUCGCCAAACUCUUCCUGGAUCACAAAACGCUUUAUUACGACGUGGAGCCGUUUCUCUUCUACGUCAUGACUGAGGCCGACAACACGGGCUGUCAUUUAGUGGGCUACUUUUCUAAGGAGAAGAAUUCCUUCCUGAACUACAACGUGUCCUGUAUCCUGACGAUGCCCCAGUACAUGAGACAAGGCUUUGGCAAGAUGCUCAUUGACUUCAGUUACUUGUUGUCUAAGGUGGAGGAGAAAGUCGGGUCACCAGAGAGGCCUCUGUCCGACCUCGGCCUCAUCAGCUACAGAAGCUACUGGAAAGAAGUGCUGCUGCGAUACAUGUACAACUUUCAAGGCAAAGAGAUUUCCAUCAAAGAGAUCAGUCAAGAAACUGCGGUCAAUCCUGUGGACAUAGUGAGCACGCUACAGUCUCUGCAGAUGCUCAAGUACUGGAAGGGCAAACACUUGGUGUUGAAGCGGCAGGACCUGAUCGACGAGUGGAGGGCGAAGGAGAUCAAACGAGGGAACAGCAACAAAACCAUCGACCCCAGCUCGUUAAAAUGGACGCCUCCCAAAGGCACAUGAGCGCCACCAACCUCAGGCUACUGAACUUUUCUCACCUCCAGCCUCACCAGCCACAAGUAGCCUCGACCUCAGAACUGUCAAUAAAUAUCAGUGUUUUCUUUCCAUUUCUUUUUUAUUCUUUUUUUUUUAAAAUUCUGCU